CCAGGACUUUUCAUCAUGGAACUGCAGGAUUCCUACUAUCCAAAGGCCCAGUAUAUUGAAACUGCAACUGGAAAUCGCGUCUGCCGUGAAAGUGUGUUGUGUGGCUCGCAGAAUAUUGUUUUAAGUGGCAAAGUGAUUGUAUCGAGUGGUGUUAUUAUUAGAGGAGACCUUGCAAAUUCAGUCAGAGUUGGUCGUCACUGCGUCAUAUCUUCAAAGGCUGUUAUUAGACCUCCAUUCAAGAAGUUUAGUAAAGGAGUUGCUUUCUUCCCACUUCACAUUGGAGAUCAUGUUUACAUUGGAGAGGGAUCAAUUGUCAAUGCUGCAGUUAUUGGCUCUUAUGUUUACAUAGGGAAAAACUGUGUUAUUGGUCGCCGUUGUGUACUUAAAGACUGUUGUAUGAUAGCUGAUAACACAGUGCUUCCACCAGAAACAGUGGUUCCUCCUUUUGCAAGAUAUUCAGAUUCACCUGCUAAACACACUGGGGAUUUACCAGAAUCUACCCAGGAUCUGAUGACAGAUUUUACAAAGUCAUGCUAUCACCACUUUAUUAGGGUCAAGGAUAUGCCUCCCCAGAUGAGGGAUGCACACAUUCCUAGAGAGCAGUUGAUUGAUAUCUGAAACAAAAUAUUCUAGAAUUCAAAAUUUCAUUUUCAGAUUGCAUGUACAGUAUAUUACUAUAAUGAUAUACCAAAGGUAAAUAUUUAUUGUAAGAAAUUAGGUUUUGGAGCAUUCCAGCUGUUAUUAAUGAGGUCUAUAACAUCUAGAGUAAUUACUAGUUUGUGAAAAUAUUUUACAUCUUUGUGAGAAACUUAACAAUUGCAGUGCAAUAAAAUUUGUUUUUGGCAGAAUACACGAGCUUAAAAUAAGAAUAUUUGUGUUGCUUUAAUGAUUAGAUGCAAAAUUUGUCAAAUAGUAUUAGGUGUUUCAGUACUACUUGUAUUAUCAUUAUCAGUUAUAUGAUAGUGAUGAGGAUUAUAAUAGUGAACUAAAAUUCUGAGCUCUCAUAGGGAUCUCUUGUUAAGGGAAGGGAAAGUUUGCAUAUAUUAUUAUAUUUAAUAAUCAUAAGUGUAAUUUUCUUUUUAUAGGCAGUAGCACAAGUUUCAAACUUAAAAAAUAAAGGUGAUUAUUAUUGAAA
Messenger RNA from Macrobrachium nipponense, 1135 nucleotides. It is a transcript of the gene DCTN5-p25, whose product is annotated as dynactin subunit 5-like. Gene Ontology annotation, cellular component: dynactin complex. NCBI's taxonomy places the organism in Eukaryota, Metazoa, Arthropoda, Malacostraca, Decapoda, Palaemonidae. The record is from RefSeq and is a predicted model, not a curated record.